AAAUUUUCGCAGCGAUCUCUAGCAUUCAAUUCUUACAGGCAAUGGUAUCCACUUUGUAGCAUUUGUACCAUCCAGUAACAAUCCCGUAUUGCGAGUACCUUCAUAUGCAGACCUCUGCCUUAUACAUAUCAGUCGCAAUACCUUUUUACACCAUUUCUUUUUGCAUUGAGUCUUCAUGUUGUACUUUUUGUCGUCGCAUACACUAAGUUAACCCAUGGCUGAUGUCGCCGAAGCUAUCGCGGCUGCCAUGGCUGCCGCUGCCGCGUCGUCGACCAGCCCCCCCAUUAAGACCGAGCCCCCAACUAGUGACCUCAUGGUUUUAGAUCGCGAAUCCGAACCACCGCCAUCACCUAUUAAGAGAGCGCGAACUCCAGACGAAGACGAUGAGCAAUCUAGGGAUGAGAAGCGCCUCAAGCUAGAGAAUGAGGGGGUUAAUGACAUUGAUGAUAUCGCCCUUCUCGUGCAACAAGCUGAGGCUUCGGUCAUGCAACAAUUCCAUUCCGAAUAUCCCACGACUGAGGACAUGUCCUGCAAUGACGAUCAUUUUCACGACAUAACCCAUGACAUAUCCCACGACAUGUCCCACGACAUGUCCCACGAUAUAUCCCAUGAUAUACAUGGGAUGUCUCAUGAACUACCUCAUGACCUAUCUCACGACACAUCCCACAGCUUGGCCGGGCUUGAGCAUACAUUUGAACCAGAAAUACCUAGCCCUGUCGAAAAUCCCGAGCCGCGUCCCGAAUCCUUAUGGAGUAACCCGAGAGACUUUACGCGAAGGAAACAUAUCAUACCAGGACUCGGAAGCAUGGCUAUUGACAUCAUCACAGCUUGGUCUGAACAGUCUUUGGAGGACACGAUUGCGACUCUUAGCGGCGACACGGACUCGGACAUUGCUAGGGAAUACACUGCGCUCAAAACCAUAUUUGACAAUCAACGAAAGCUGCUUUCUGACACGAAUCCACUCUUGUAUUCUGAGCAACUAAGCGUCACUAGUCAAACUCGAGAGGUCAUCAGGAUUGUGAAUCUUGCGACUACCUGCGCAAGCGUGUUCGGCGGGAAUGAGCUUGGUCUGGAAGAGAUUAAUGAUCACUUUCUACGGAUUUUCGUUCCUAAUAAUCAAGAAGUACCGCGAGACGUAGCAGAAUUAUAUCUAGGGUUGAAAACUCAGAUGUUCCUUUCCGUGUUAGAAAGUGAACCGGAGAAGGCUAGAGAGCAAUUACUAGAUGAUCUCUUUAUUACAAAGCUCGAAAGUUUCGUGCAAGAGCAUCAUCCCAACACGCCCUUGACAACUCCGGAGCACGAGUUCGUCACAAAUGCGAAGACGAGAAAGGCCAUGCUUUUGAACGAGUCCACCGAUGCUGAGAGUAUCCAAGCGCUGAGCAAGCAAUUUACGUACGAGGCCUUCCUAGACAGCCUCAGCACAUUCUUCAACGACCACAUAGAAGAAAUCAGGGAGCAAGGAACAGUAAAAGCCGAGACCGCCUCCAACGAGGAUAUAGAACAGGAAGGGAAUCUCGGCCAAAGCUUAGACGAUACGUUCGACCUCAACGCCAUGAUUGCCGAAGCUUCGAGGGCAGCUCAGAGCGCCCUAGAACCAAUCAACGGCGACUCCUCUCAUGAAUUAGACGAGCUUUCUGCAUUUCUUGCGGAAAACGUCUCCAAGGCAGUCGAACAGGCGAAAGAGAGUGCUACGAGCACCGAACUACCAUCCGCCAUUGCAUCAGCAGCGGAAAGCGCCUCAAGAGCCACUAUGCUAGCUCUGCAAAGCAUUCAACAAAAUCAAUACCAACCCACGGCGCUUCCACAAUCCUAUACCCCAACUCAUUCUACUUCAAGCCACAACAAUCACCAAUCUCAGCAAAUCCAGCAAAUCCAGCAAACCCAUCAGACACAGCAACCCCAGCCGCAGCCAUAUUACUCUAAUCAACAACAGCAACAAGCUACGAUGAAUGGAAUUGCCUAUCAAACACCUACCGACAAUCUUCCCCCUAAUCAAAGCGAGCCUACUCCAACCCUCUACGAACGUGCUCGACAAGCGGCGGCGGCACGAUCUUCCACUCAUGCCCGCCGUGAAGGAUCUCAUUCCACCCGGAGACCGUGGAGUCCGGAGGAGGAAAAGGCCCUUAUGAUGGGACUUGAUAUGGUCAAGGGUCCUCAUUGGUCUCAGAUCUUGACGUUAUUUGGCCCCAAUGGAUCUGUUAGUCGUAUACUAGCGGAUCGUACCCAAGUUCAGUUGAAGGAUAAAGCCAGAAACUUGAAGUUAUUCUUCCUAAAGACAAAUUCGGAGAUGCCUUACUAUCUUCAGUGUGUCACAGGCGAACUGAAAACGCGGGCGCCUACACAAGCUGCGAGGAAAGAAGCGGAAGAGAAGGCAAGACUCAACUCGGAGGAACAGCAGGCCCAUGUUAAUGGAAUAUUGACGUUGGCAGGUGGGUUGCAGAACAAUGCUGUAUCCAGACAGAGUCCUUCAGCGACAAUUCCUAGAAGUGCCACACCUAAUCAACCAUUGUCGCAUCCCAACUCACAGCCAGGUACACCAAGGGUCGCACAUCAGCAAAUACAACCAUCAGCAGCCACAUUAGCCCCUCUACCACGUCCGGUCAUACCUGCACCGCAACCAGUCAGCCUCCCUACUCUUACAUCUACCGCCCUUCAGCACAUGCAACUACCGCCCCCCCAGGCUGAACGACCCGUGACGCCAGCAACUUCUGCUACACCUCCGGCAAUGACUUCCUCUACGACUUCUGCACCCACUGCGCCUUCAUCGUCAACAACUACCAUGACGGUGGCUCCCAUGGAAAGUAUCGAACCAAAGCAUGAGAUGAAUAGUGUAGACGCCGCGGUUCUUGGCCUAGGCGCCGCUCUACAGAGGGAGAGAGAAAUGAAUUCGGCAGCGACCUCUGCCGUGACAGCUCACGCCGAAGAAGCACGCUCUGUCGCAACAUCGGCUACACCCGCGGCCACAUCCAUAUAACAGUAACAUGUUGUUGUUUUGUGGAUGAAGGGUCCUCUUUUCCUUGUCAGACUCAUGAAAGGCAUGGCAUGUAUGAUUGAUUGGUUGAUUGAUACCCAUGGGCGAUUUCUUUUUGGUGGCUGGGGUAAUGGUAGUUACAGUAUCUACUAGAUAUCUACCUACCUAGGUAGUUAAGCAGGUAGGAAAUCUCUAAAGUCGGCUUUGCUAGGCAAACGUUACAUUCGCGUAGCGUAGCUGGCGCAGGAAUCAAGCAGAUAAAUUUGGAGUUUUGAAUGUAUUGUUAUACGUCGAUUGCGUGUGACAGACUCGCCUAGGUCCGCCCUAUUGGAUGGUAACAUGUACAAAGGCAACCUUCGCCCGGUAUGCGGUUGCGCGUGGGUGAUGUGUCUUUCCGAGAACCGACAUAUGAUGAUCUUCUAGAAGGCUUCUAUUGUUCGGUGUGUACCGACCUCCUUAGUUUUAAUCUCCUGAACAUUGUAGGCUAUAAAAAUGGUAUAUCUAUAGUCUUGUACUUUGAGGCUAAGUAUAGACAUUCAAUCCGUAUGCCA
Molecule: messenger RNA, 3522 nt
Organism: Hypoxylon fragiforme
Lineage: Eukaryota; Fungi; Ascomycota; Sordariomycetes; Xylariales; Hypoxylaceae
Product: telomere repeat binding factor-domain-containing protein
Exons: 5
Coding region: 215-2974 (919 amino acids)
Biological process (GO): telomere maintenance via telomere lengthening
Molecular function (GO): protein homodimerization activity; double-stranded telomeric DNA binding
Source: RefSeq, a predicted model, not a curated record